Messenger RNA from Hemibagrus wyckioides, 1241 nucleotides. It is a transcript of the gene pef1, whose product is annotated as penta-EF-hand domain containing 1. The record is from RefSeq and is a predicted model, not a curated record. Gene Ontology annotation, molecular function: calcium ion binding. Bases 57 to 899 code for a protein of 280 amino acids. Gene Ontology annotation, biological process: COPII vesicle coat assembly. NCBI's taxonomy places the organism in Eukaryota, Metazoa, Chordata, Actinopteri, Siluriformes, Bagridae. The transcript is spliced from 5 exons.
CGGGACUAAAACAAUCAAAUGUUCGUACUCGCCUCGAAGUUCCAUCAUACAGAGAAAUGAGUUUUUACGGACAGGGCUACCCAGGAGCAGGGAGUAACAUACCCCGACAGCAUCCUCCUCCAGGGAACCCCUAUGGAGGUGGUGCACCCCCAGGUGGUCCUGUAGGUGGGCCAUAUGGGGGUUCGGCUCCACCUGGGGGUCCACAGUAUGGUGGUGUACCUGGAGGACAGUACGGAGGACAUUAUGGUGGUUAUGGUGGAGGUCCCGGGGCCCCUGGUGCUCCUUAUGGAGGACAGCAAGCUCCAGGAGCCCCUUACGGAGGAUAUGGGCAGACUCAGGGUGGACCAUAUGGCCAGCAUAUUCCUGGAGGUAACAUCCCACCAGGGGUUAACCCCGAGGCAUAUCAGUGGUUUCAGACUGUUGACUCCGAUCGCAGUGGCUACAUCAACCUGAAGGAGCUAAAGCAGGCCCUGCUCAACUCCAACAACUCAGCAUUCAAGGAUGAAACCUGCAUGAUGAUGAUCAAUAUGUUCGACAAGACCAAAACCGGACGCAUUGACGUGUUCGGCUUCUCGGCUCUCUUGUUGUUUUUGCAGCAGUGGAGGGCAAUAUUUCACCAGUUUGACCGUGACCGCUCAGGUUCCAUCAACAGCAAUGAGUUGCAUCAAGCACUCUCUCAGCUGGGUUAUAACCUGAGCCCGCAGUUCAUUCAGAGCCUGGUGAGCCGUUACUGCGUCCGUGGCAUGAGUAAUGCCCUCCAACUCGAUUCCUUUAUCCAGGUGUGCACUCAACUGCAAAGCAUGACCCAGGCCUUCCGUGAGAAGGACACCGGAAUGACCGGCAGCGUACGCAUGAGCUAUGAGGACUUUCUCUCCUGCACCAUCACACGACUCAUGUGAAGAUUUACAUUUCAUCAGAAGCCAGUUUGAUCCUUUCACUGGUAAAGGAUGACUGCUUUUCCAUGCCAAAGACCAUGGGGCACUCCGGAUGUUCCCUCCUAACUGUGCCUUUCAUUGCAAUGUACCUCUUCCUUUGCCCUAAAUGCUCUGUACACAUGCACUUUUACUGCUUGCUUUACUUAUUUGUUUCCAGUUUAAAGUGCAAGUUGAAGAAACAGCUGACAAGUAGUGUUUAGUUACAGGUGCCAUAACUGUGUAUGUAAUGCCUAAAAAAAAAGUAGUUUGGAGGAGAACUAGCUCACUCAGGGAGUGAAAUUGCAUUAUUAAAUCUGCUCCAAAUCA